Vespa velutina is the source of this 7163-nucleotide messenger RNA. It is a transcript of the gene nAChRalpha1, whose product is annotated as acetylcholine receptor subunit alpha-like 1. Gene Ontology annotation, cellular component: neuron projection; postsynaptic membrane; synapse. NCBI's taxonomy places the organism in Eukaryota, Metazoa, Arthropoda, Insecta, Hymenoptera, Vespidae. The transcript is spliced from 7 exons. The coding region runs from base 283 to 2325 and encodes 680 amino acids. Gene Ontology annotation, molecular function: transmembrane signaling receptor activity; acetylcholine-gated monoatomic cation-selective channel activity. The record is from RefSeq and is a predicted model, not a curated record. Gene Ontology annotation, biological process: nervous system process; monoatomic ion transmembrane transport; regulation of membrane potential.
AGAGAAAAAGCUCGCGUGGCAUUAAGCUUCGCUGCUUAAUUGGGUUAAUGAGGCGAUGGACUCGCUUCGUGAAAUGAUACCUGCCCGUUAUUCCUGCUGAAGAGUGUUAGAUGAAGAAGUGUGAGAGAAAAAGACAGACGAAAGAAAAGAAAAAAGUGUGUGUAUUUGUGAGAGAGAGAGAAAGAGAGAGAGAGAGAGAGAGAGAGAGAGAGAGAAACAACAACACCAUUACAGUAGACGGAUUUUGGGAGAAAAUUCGAUACGGGGUGGACAAGGCGUACGAUGCUUAGGGAUGCUUGGACGAACGACGGUGGGAAAGGCUGGUGGCGAUGUUGGUCCAGGUUGGGCGGAUUGCUGGCGAUGGCGACAGCCAUUUCCUGUCUCGUUGUCUCGUUUCCGGGCGCCUCGGCCAAUCCGGAAGCGAAGCGUCUUUACGAUGACCUGCUGUCGAACUACAACCGCCUCAUCCGCCCCGUUGGCAACAACAGCGAUCGCCUCACUGUCAAAAUGGGACUACGCCUCUCCCAGCUCAUCGACGUUAACUUGAAGAAUCAGAUCAUGACGACAAACGUUUGGGUGGAACAAGAGUGGAACGAUUACAAGCUGAAGUGGAAUCCGGAUGACUAUGGCGGCGUCGAGACCCUUCAUGUACCAUCGGAACAUAUAUGGCUGCCUGACAUUGUACUUUACAAUAAUGCCGAUGGAAAUUAUGAGGUAACCAUUAUGACCAAGGCGAUCUUGCACCAUACGGGAAAGGUCAUAUGGAAGCCACCGGCGAUCUAUAAAUCAUUUUGCGAGAUCAACGUGGAGUAUUUCCCCUUCGACGAGCAGACCUGCUUCAUGAAGUUUGGCUCGUGGACUUACGACGGAUAUACGGUCGACCUGCGGCAUCUCGCUCAAACCGAAGAUUCGAAUCAAAUCGAUGUGGGUAUCGAUCUGACAGAUUAUUACAUCUCCGUCGAGUGGGACAUAAUAAAAGUGCCUGCCGUGAGGAACGAGGCGUUCUACAUUUGCUGCGAGGAACCGUAUCCCGACAUAGUGUUCAACAUCACCCUACGCCGCAAGACCCUCUUCUACACGGUAAACCUGAUAAUACCGUGCGUGGGCAUAUCCUUCCUCUCGGUGUUGGUGUUCUACCUGCCGAGUGACAGCGGCGAAAAGGUUUCCCUGUCGAUCUCGAUACUCCUCUCGUUGACGGUGUUUUUCCUCCUGCUCGCUGAGAUAAUACCGCCCACGUCGUUGACGGUGCCGUUGCUCGGCAAGUAUUUGUUGUUUACGAUGGUGCUCGUUACACUUUCGGUCGUAGUGACGAUCGCAGUGUUGAAUGUGAACUUUCGGUCACCGGUUACUCACCGUAUGGCGAAGUGGGUACGGAUCGUGUUCAUUCAGGUGCUCCCGCGAUUCCUCCUCAUCAAAAGACCAAAUAAGGACGAGGACGAUGAAGAUGAGGAAGGUAUCGACGGGCUUGUCGGUGGUGCUAACGGUGCUGGUACCGGUGUUGGUGAUAAUGGUGGUAGAAACGGUGGUGGCGCCGGUAGCUCCCAUCAUCAUCGACUUCAUCGUAUUCAUAACGGGCACGAGCUCGACGACGAGCUCGAUGACGUCGUCGACGAGGAUGACGUCGAGGCACCGAACGGGAAACCGCCCGAGGCUAUCCUCACCGAUGUGUUCCAUGUACAAGAGACUGAUAAGUACGAGCCGUAUGGCAGUAAGAGGUUCAGCGGCGAAUACGAGGUACCUGGACCACACGGUCCGCUGGCACACCUCAUCGUCGGUCAUCAUCAUCACCACGGCGGUGUUGCUGGCGGUCCUGGCCUUCCACCACCGAGCUCCUUACCGACUACUGGCCCACCUCCGCCGCCGCCACUCAGCAAGCCACCGAGCUUUCAUCAUGAGCAUGGUCCACCUCUUGGUACCGUUGCCCCUUAUUUCGAGGAACCACUGCCCUCCUUGCCUCUGCCCGGUGCCGACGACGAUCUCUUUGGACCGGCUAGUCCCGGUUAUGCACACGAGGACAUCAGUCCCACCUUCGAGAAGCCAUUGGUGCGCGAAAUCGAGAAAACCAUCGACGACGCCCGAUUCAUCGCACAGCAUGCCAAGAACAAGGACAAGUUUGAAAGCGUCGAAGAGGAUUGGAAGUACGUCGCGAUGGUGCUUGAUCGGAUCUUUCUAUGGAUCUUCACGCUCGCUUGCGUGCUCGGAACGGCGCUGAUAAUCCUCCAGGCUCCGAGUCUUUAUGACACGACGAAGCCGAUCGACAUAAAGUACAGCAAGAUCGCGAAGAAGAAGAUGAUGUUGAUGAAUAUGGGCCCGGAGGAGGAAUAGUUGACGAUAAAGCGCGGUCAAUGGCCACCGUGUCAUUGGCGCGAUCGUCGACGUCAUCGCCGUCAUUAUAAUCAUCGUCAUCGUCAUUGUCAUCAUUGGAUUUGCUGGUGCCGUCUUCGUCGUCGGUAUCGUCAUCAUCGUCAUCGUCGGCGUCGCCGACGUCGACGACGACAUUGUUCUUCGUCGUCGUCGUCGUCGUCCUCGUCGUCCUCGCUGUCGUCAUCCAUCGAAACUGCCGAUUUUCGCGUCAGUGCGGAGAAGGACGCGACUCUUCUCUCUCGUCCGCCGCUCCGCUUUUCUUCCAUCGCUGCCCCGUCGUUUCCUUUCCGGUCUCGUCCCGGAAUGAGACUAGAUAAAGUGACGAGAUAAAGUGAUUGUAUGUAAGAGAGAUAGAUAAAUAGAGAGAGAGAGAGAGAGAAAGGGAAAGAGUGAAAGAGAAAGAGAACAUGACUAUGCAUGUACGUUUGAGAGAAAGAAUGAGUCUGAACGAAGAACGACGAUGUCGCUUGUCUCCCCUCGUUUCCUUCCCCAUCUUCGUUUUUUUUCUGUUUCGGAAGGGUACUUUCGAGUGGGAAAGAGAGCGACUGAAGUGCGAGUAAAAUAGACCGUAUGAUAGAGAGAAAGAGAGAAAAUGUGAGAGAACGAUUGAUAGGGGCGUGAAUGAGUAGUGGGUACGAAGCGAAUGUUACUUUGUGAUGUCGUGGGUGGGCUUGACGGGAAGAGACGGAGGGGAGGAGCGAGAGAAGGAGAAAAAGUGCCAAAUACGCGAAAAACACGCGCACCGUAUUUUUGUAAAUCUGGUUUCAUACGUAAGGCUAGAGUCGUGCGGCGAGACGUCGAACUGCCCGAACUGCCGAUUUUAUAUAAGAAGACGUUUACAGCGAGGGGGGCGCGUUUCACGGAUACAUAUAACUUACACUUACAGAUACACACUUACAUAUGUACACAUAUACACAAGUAUACACAUCCACACGCACUUCCGACGUAUUUAUUAUUAUUAUUCUUACUACCACUAUCGUCAUUAUUAUUAUCAUUAUUAUCAUCAUCACCAUUAUUAUCAUUAUCAUCAUUAUUAUUAUUACUAUUACUAUUAUUAUUAUAUAUAAAUAUAAAUAUAAAUAAAUAAAUAAAUACAUAUAUAUAUAUAUAUAUAUAUAUAUAUAUAUAUAUACCGCGCACACUGUCGCUCACGUAUCGUAUACGCACGUCCACACAUUCAAUCACUACUUCCGCUAUACAAAUACACAUAUACAUAGAUACAGGACGAAUAUACGCACGUACGUGUGCCGUACAUAUAUACGUAAAAGUACACAUACAUAUUAUACAUACAUACUCACAUAUACAUACAAAUAUACAGGGAGGGCAUUUAAACCGCGCACAUGUAUAUGUAUUCGCAUCGAUACGACGGUGAAGGGCGAACGUUACGUGUCGCUUCGAAGUUGCACUGUCGAAAUGCUUGUGCACAUUUAAGAUGCACAACAACAACAAUAACAACAGCAACAACAACAAAAAUUAACAACAACGUGGUAUCACGUUGUAUGUACUUGCAACGAAAUAUCCUUUUUAAAAACGCGCGAAUCACGCACUUACACGAGUACUACGAACGUUCACGUCGAGACUAAUUCGUUCGUUUAUUCAUUCGUUUAUUAGGAUUAGAGAAUGAUUUUUUUUUACUAGAUUACGUUACAUGCGAACGAACGGCGUGGGUUCAUCGAUCGAUCGAUUUUACUUUUAUUAUUUUAUUUUAUUUUAUUUUAGUUUCAAUUAAAAUAGGAACAUCGAAAUUCUGGCUGAACAAUGUUUUUUAACUAUUUUAUCGAAUAUUAUGACGUUUAUCGUGCAAUAAAAUGAAAAUACUUUUUUCUUUUGUAAUUUUUUUUUUCUGUUUUUUUCUGCUUUUUUCUUUAUUUUUCUUUUUUUUAACGACGAAAAAGUUAUUUUAAACGUUCGUUCGUGUAAAUCGUGCUUAUAUUUAGUGUAUUAAUACUGGUUAUAAGAGGGUAAAAUGCUUCCAUCGUUUUUACGAAGACGUAUGAGAAGCGAAUUUUCUUCACCGUUUUCUUCGAAAACAUUCGCGUUUACGGAAAGUUACGAAGAGUUUAUGCAGCAGAAAGAAAGAGAGAGAGAGAGGAGGGGGGGGGAGAGAAAUAGAAAGAGAGAGAGAAAACAAUGGGAGAAACAAAACAUAAACCGCUUGCAAACAACUGCCAAUAUUAGAUGCGGCCUCAAUCUAAUUUAGUCGGCGCAUAUGUAUGGAGAAAAGAGAUAUGAAAAGAAAGGAAGAAACGAGAAAACAGGAUGAAAAAGAGAGAGAGAGAGAAAGAGAGAGAGAGAAAAGGACAGAAUGAAAAUUGAUCGGAUCAUGAAAGAUAGAAGAUUGAAACGAUCGAGAAAAAUAUCAGAAAGGUAAAAGUUUAUUAAAAAUUUCAAUAUUUUUAUCGUUCAAUUUUUUUUUCUUUUUCUUUUUAAGUUAUAUUAAAUCGAUAAAUUAAUCAAUUAGAUUUUCGAAAUUUGUGUAAAAAUAGUACUCGAACAAUGUAAAACGUGAAGAGAUAAUUAUGAUAAAUAAUGUAUUUCUUGUUUUAUUUUUUUGUUCUAUCAAUGAAUAAAUGAGGAUAGUAUAAAAUGAAUAAAUUGCAACACCAUAUAGUACCAUAUUGAGGUUGAGAAGAGAAAGCAAAAGAGAAAAAGAGGAAGAGAGAGAAAGAGAGAUAGAAAGAAAGAGAGAGAGAGAGAGAGAGAGAGAGAAAGAGUGAGAGAGAAAGAUAGGAAGGGAGGGAGAGAGAGAGAGAGAGAGAGACAGAUAAACAGAAAGGGUGAUAAACUUACAAAGGAUAAAGUAAAAUGGAAAAAGGAAGCUGCAUUUUAAAUCAUAUAUAUCCUUUUAGUAAACGUGGAAGAAGAUGGAUCGCGUUCAUAGUUGUAGUAGUUACGUGGAAAAGAAUCUUGGAAUUCGAAAUAUACCUCAAAGCAUCUUUGGAUCCUUUAGGAUGUCGCGUAGGCGAACAACCGAAAAGCAGAGAACGAUGGUAAAGGAAGAAAUGAUUCCUCUAUGAUCGCAAGAUGAAACUUCUCGAAGAAUUCUAAGCGAGCAAAAGAUAUUUUGUGAGAAUAUGAAAUGUAAGAAAAAAGAUCAGAAAAAGAAAGAAAAUUAUUUACCAUGUAUAAGUAUAAGUGAUGAUAAAAAAAAUAUAAAUAAAAAGUUUUGGCGAGAAUCGAUCGACGGUGUAAAUCUCGAAACUUUUGGAUAUAUUUCUUUUUUCUUUUUUUCUUUCUUUUUUUUUUUUUUUUUCCUUAUUCUUUGUUCGACUCUUUUUUAAGCUUUUGUUACUAUCCUUUUCUUAAGUAAUAUCGUUAAAUAAAAAGCUAUAUUCUCUGGAGACUGGAUUUCGCUUCAUUCGACGAAAAAUAGUAUCGAAGAAUGAACUUUUUUAGAAAUGAAUAAAGUAUGUAACAUGCCAACACACGCAUUUUUGAAGAAUGUUAUUACGAAUACUAUUGCCGAUUAAAUAAACGAAUUCACGCACACAAAUACACGGACAUUAACAUUGUUAAUAUAUCGAGAAAGGGAGGUGAACGAGGAAGAGAAGAAAAAGGAAGGUUAAAGGAGAAGGUGGAGGAGGGUCAGUUAGAAGGGAGGAAGAAAAUGAGGGCGUAAGGUGAACGACUAGCACGCCCUCAAAGGUAUUAUAAUCAAUUUAUUCGCUCGCGUAAGAGGUAAACGGUAUAAUUAAAUUUAAUAUGUGCAUAUAGAUGUAAAGGAAAUAAAAAUUAUAAUUAAACGAACUUAAUCACAUAAUCGAGAACAGACGACUAAGCUAAAUUCUUUUGGAUAUGAAAAAAGAGGUGAUAUAAAAAUACAUGUGGUGCUAAUGAUGCUUAUUGAUGAUGUGGCACAAUACUGGUAUUAACGAAUGAAUAAACAAAUAUAAUGGUGGAAGUGAUCGGUCGACGAUAUUCUCGAAGGUCAUUGUUAUUUAUUUAUAUAGGCGAGUAUUCACGAGGUCAGUUCACGUUAAAUUUUCUAACAAGACGGAGCUACCUUGGAUUAUCUGAAUUUACGGGAAGAAAAAAGGAAAACAAGGAAGAAAAGUAGACAGAGAGAGAAAAGGAGAGGAAGAGAAAAAGAUAGAGAGAGAGAGAGAGAGAGAGAGAGAGAGAGAAAGAGAGAGAGAGAGAGAGAGAGAUAGAGAGGGAGACAGAGAAGAUCAAAGAGAAGGAACGAGCGUAAUAAGACGUGCAAAAUUAAUUCAUUUAAAAUUUCAUUCAUAUCAUCGUACACUUAUUUAGGAUUGACCGUAAUUUAUACUAUUCUAUAAUCAAAAAAAAAAAAAGAAAAAAAAAAUAAAUAAAAGAAGAAGAAAAAAAAAUGAAAGAGAAGGGAAACGUCGAAUUUCUCGUUACUCGAGCUCGACCAUGCUCGACUCUUGCUCGUUCGUCGCUAAUGGAUUCGUUUUUCGGUCUCUCUAUACUUUUUCGCUCUUUUUCAAAUUUUUUUUUGUUUUCCCGUUUUUUUCCUAUUUUUACACCCGUUCGUUCCCAAAUUACUCGCGCGUUCUACUAUUCGGGCUACUCGCAUCGCGUAAAGGAACUCUCGGAUUUUGCGGUGGCUGGUCUCGAAGCGCCGAAGCAGCACUCCGGGAAUGUUCCGUUGAAGCUCGUGCGAUCGUAAAAAUGAAAAAAAAAGAAAAAGAGGAAAAAAAGAAAAAAAAAUGAAAGAAGAAAAAGAAAAAGGAAAAAAGAAGAGCGUUGUAUUUGUCGUUGAAAAAAAUGAAUUUAUCACGAAUUUCUACCACUAUCGCGUUGGCUAGGUGACUUCGAAAGAGCGAACGCGAAGG